Molecule: messenger RNA, 5912 nt
Organism: Cololabis saira (Pacific saury)
Lineage: Eukaryota; Metazoa; Chordata; Actinopteri; Beloniformes; Belonidae
Gene: stxbp5l
Product: syntaxin binding protein 5L
Exons: 29
Biological process (GO): regulation of protein secretion; regulation of exocytosis
Cellular component (GO): plasma membrane; SNARE complex; cytoplasm
Molecular function (GO): myosin II binding; GTPase activator activity; syntaxin binding
Source: RefSeq, a predicted model, not a curated record
AAAAAUGAGAAGUUUCGGAAGGUGUUGGAUGGUUUGACCACCUCUUCCCCCGGAGGGACUGUAGGCUCUCCGUCCUGCGGCAGCCCUGCUGGGACUCCCAAGGAAAUCAGCGUCCAAGAAACGCUCGAGGCGGAAAACUUUCAGUUGUGUAAGACAGUUCGUCAUGGUUUCCCCUACCAGCCCACUGCUUUGGCCUUUGACCCUGUGCAGAAGAUCCUGGCCAUCGGCUCAAGAUCCGGCGGCGUGCGAAUACUUGGACAACCAGGGGUGGACUGCUUCUGUCAGCAUGAAAGUGGAGCAGCAGUUCUCCAACUUCAGUUCCUCAUCAAUGAGGGAGCGCUGGUCUCAGCCUGUGCUGAUGACACUCUACACUUGUGGAAUCUGCGCCAGAGGCGGCCCGCUGUGCUGCAUUCACUGAAAUUCAACAGAGAAAGGAUCACAUUUUGCCACCUGCCCUUUCAGAGUAAAUGGCUUUAUGUGGGGACGGAGCGUGGAAACACACACAUUGUCAACAUCGAGUCCUUUAUUUUGUCUGGAUACGUCAUAAUGUGGAAUAAGGCCAUAGAAUUAUCAACUAAAACACACCCAGGACCUGUAGUGCAUCUGAGUGACAGUCCAAAGGAUGAAGGAAAGUUGCUUGUAGGGUUUGAAAAUGGAACCAUUGUACAGUGGGACCUUCGAGCUAAGAAAGCUGACUUCAGAAUCCACUACGAUGAGGCCAUCCAUUCAGUCAGCUGGCAUCAUGAAGGGAAGCAGUUCAUGUGCAGUCACUCAGAUGGCAGCCUAACGUUAUGGAACCCCAAAAACACCACCAAGCCAUUCCAGGUCACCUUCCCUCAUGGAAAGUUACAGAAGGAUGGACGAAAGGAGUCAUGUAAACCCAUACUCAAAGUAGAGUAUAAGACCUCAAGAAACAGUGAGCCUUUUGUUAUCUUCUCUGGGGGCCUUUCGUAUGACAAGCCAGGACGGCGGCCAACAUUAACCAUCAUGCAUGGCAAAGCUAUCACCGUUCUGGAGAUGGACUAUCCUAUUGUAGAGUUCUUGGUGCUCUGUGAAACUCCUUACAUCAAUGAGGUCCAGGAGCCUUACGCAGUUGUGGCGCUGCUGGAGAAGGACUUGAUCGUGGUGGAUCUGACACAGAACAACUUCCCUGUGUUUGAGAACCCUUAUCCAAUGGACAUCCAUGACUCUCCUGUUACAUGCACAGCAUACUUUGCUGAUUGUCCGCCAGAGAUCAUCCCCAUUCUCUACUCCAUAGGAGCUAAACACAAAAAGACCGGCUAUAGUCAAAAGGAGUGGCCAAUCAGUGGAGGAUCAUGGAUGUUAGGCUCACACACUUACCCAGAGAUAAUCAUAACAGGACAUGCUGAUGGAUCAGUUAAGUUUUGGGAUGGAUCUGCAUACACACUACAGAUUUUAUACAAGCUUAAGACUUCCAAAGUGUUUGAGAAGCCUAAGCCAGGUGAGGGCCGAGCUGCCGAGUCGGUGGAAGAAGAUCCUUUUGCUGUUCAGAUGGUCAGCUGGUGCCCUCAGAGUCGCAUCUUCUGUGUGGUUGGCAUCUCAGCCCACAUCAUACUUUAUCGCUUCAGCAAAUAUGAUGCCAACACUCAGAUAGUGUCACUAGAGGUACGCUUGCAGUGUGAAUCAGGGGACAGUAUCACUCCAUCAGAGAAUGAAAAUCCUUGCUUCUCAGAGCCAGGCUCCCACUCACCCCAACCCCAGCACCAACACUCAGUUAGCCCUGGCAGCAGGACGCCAGAGGCGGGCAAAGACAGCAUUCCCUGCCUCAGAGUUAAGGACCGUCUGGUCCGGGUUCCUCCCGGCUACCAGUCAGAGCUGGUCAUCCAGCUGCUGUGGGUAGAUGGAGAACCUCCACAACAGAUAACCAGCCUAGACAUCAACUCUGCAUAUGGACUCUUGGCAUUUGGGAACUGUAAUGGACUGGCGGUGGUGGACUACUUGCAGAAGACCGUCCUGUUGUGUAUGUCAACAGUGGAUCUAUACGGAACCACCGACCCCUACCAACGCCUUACCCGUUCCCCCCGCAGGAACAGACAGUCCACCUCAGGCCUUACUGAACUCAAUGACAACCAGCAGUCCAUUGACAUGGAAAGAAGCAAGUCGCCCACUUCAGUUCAUUACUCAACAUUCCUCCACAAUGACCAACACGUCCUUCCAGAGCCUGUGGCCAGUCUGAGAGCCAGCCACUGCAGUCCAGUCUUUCACUUACUGGACAAUGUAAAGAGGCCCGGCAGAAAGUUAAGUCUGCCCACAGAUCUUAAGACUGAUCUUGAUCAUGUAAAUGGACAUUGUACUAGUCCCACCUCCCAGCCCUGCUCAGUGGGAAAGCCUCGCAGUCCGAUGGGUCCUGAGGGGCCACGGCUCACCCGUAGAGGCCCUGGCCGACCUCCCUUCCGCAAGGCCCAGUCUGCUGCCUGCAUGGAGAUCUCUUUGCCUGUGUCCCAAACUGAAGGGCAUGCAUCCAGGAGAGCAAUGCUUCAGCAGUUUCAUGGAGUCACUAUGUACUCCCACGACGAGCACCACACCACCACCUCCUACUGUUGGACUGAGAGAGAGAGCCGUGAAAACUCCUUCAGCCAUUCCCGCAGCUACAGUGUGUCCAGCAUAGACCGGGACACCAAAGAGGCCAUAAGCACUCUGCAGUUUGGAGAGUCCUAUGGUGGCAAGAAUGAUUCUCUUCCCACCCCGUGUCUGUGGGUGGGCACAAGCUUGGGUGUGGUCCUCCUUAUCCCAAUGUCUAUCCCCACUGACCAGGAGGAGAGGAUGUAUGAUCCUGUGACAGUUGGUCCCAGUGGAGCAGUCCAAAUGCUGAAGGGCUCUGUGUUACGUUUUGGUUUCUUGGACUGCGCUGGAGCUCUCAUUCAGAGCCCGUAUGAGGUUUGGCGGGACCUGAAUGCUCCCGAGGACCCUGAUCGGCCGCUGAAGCGCAAGCUGGUCCACUUUUCACCAUCAUCCUCCCAGGAUGCAUCUGUGGAGGGGCAUUUGGCGGUGGUGUGCUCUGAGAGGCAGGCCAAAGUAUUCCUGAUGCCCUUGCAGUCGUGCCUCUUUGUCCACGACAUCACAGAGUCAUCGUUUGUACUGCGAGCGGAUGUGGUACCUAUGUGUAACAGUGUGUGCCUGGCCUGCUUUUGUGCAAAUGGACAUGUCAUGACACUCAGUUUGCCUAGUUUAAGACCACUGAUGGAUAUUCAUUACCUGCCUCAGGCAGACAUGCGCAAUGCACGAACAUUUUUUUUCACUAAUGGAGGACAGGCUCUAUAUCUCAGCUCCCCCACAGAGAUCCAGAGAAUUACGUACAGCCAAGAUAUGUGUGACAACCUGCAGGAAAUGCUGGGAGAGCUGUUUACUCCAAUAGAAACACCAGAAGUCCAGAACAGAGGAUUUCUAAAAGGCUUCUUCGGAGGAAAUGCCCAAACCUUCGAUAGGGAGGAGCUCUUUGGUGAGGCAGCAGCUGGGAAGGCUUCCCGGAGUCUGGCGCAGCAUAUCCCUGGUCAGGGAGGGAUGGAGGGCAUGAAGGUGGCAGCGAGCGGAGUGGUGGGCGACCUGGCACGGGCCCGCAUCGCUCUGGAUGAGAGAGGCCAAAGGCUGGGGGAGCUGGAGGACCGAACCGCCCUGAUGAUGACCAGUGCAGAGACCUUUUCCAAACAUGCUCAUGAGUUGAUGCUGAAGUGCAAGGACAAGAAGUGGUACCAGUUCUGAUAACAGGACAGAGGGAUGAGGCCGCCCUGGGCCUGAUGAGAAGUUGAUGCCGCAGCAGGACUUUAACUUUAAGAACGAUAGCAAUCAGAAGAGACAGAAGAGUGACUUUGACUUACAGAUUCCUGGACUGGCUCUGUGUACAGCAGAGUCUCAGUGUCAGAAUACUGAACGACAUGGACAAGGUCAUUUCUCGUCUAGAUGAACAGAUAUGUGGACAGAGAGUUUGAAGGUCUGAAGAACUGUAAAAAUCCUGACAAGUCUUAUGUCUGUGUAAAAGGGAGGUGUGUGUGUGUGUGUCUUUGUGUGUGUAAGCUUGUGUGCUUUGGGUUUUCUGGACCUUACAGUGUAGAUACGCAAGCGUAAAGAAACCAACAUGAAAUGCAUGAAACAACAAUGAAUGACUAUUGAAAAGUAAAAUAGAUGUACUGCUUCCAUAUGAAAAAGCAGCAUGUCACUUUAAAAAGUGAUUAAAACAAAAAAAAGUUUUAUUUAUGUUAGCCAACAGCAGAAACAAUGGAUAAACAUUAUAUUUUUUUGAAAUACUGGCAAAAUAUAUAGAGAUAUAAAAAGAGACAUUUAUACCUGCAUUGCUAUAAAGCCAAAAUCUGUGUUAUUUCCCUCCUUUUUUUGGGGGGGGGAGCGGGGUUCUUUGUCUAAGCAAAUUUUGGUUGACACAAUAUAAGUGCACAUACUUAACUCUAUUAACUCUAUUAAUUUUUUUUUAUUAUUAUUUUUAGCUGCUGCUGCUCACAAAAGCAUUAGAGAAUGACAAGGGACAUCUCACAUCCAAAAAUUAGGUCAUGCAAAGAGUGAACUUUGAGCUGUGUGUUUCAAUGUACAGUUCAUAUAGUUAUAAAACCUCAUAAAACCUAUGAUAGAUGAAUCCACCCACCGCAUACUCACAAAAUAGCUAAUAUUUAAUGAUCAUCACAGGUGUCCUGUUGACCACAUCCAAUGAGAUGUAAUAGAUUAUUUUGGCCAAGGAAGGCAUUUAUCAUGAGUCCGAUUAUUUUGGCCAAGGAAGUCACUUUAUUAUGUUUCUUCAGCUACCUUUUUCAGUUUUGAGAUCCUCGUCUGUGUAUCAGUGAGAGAAAGAGCGCCACAGAUAACAAAUAUGAGUUCCUCAGUCAAACCCAUUCCAACUGAAUCAAACAUACCGGUUUUCCUUUCUUCAGUCUUGUGGUUUGUGCAUUUUCAACAUUAAAUACAUACAUACAUACAUACAUACAUACAUACAUACAUACAUACAUACAUACAUACAUACGUGUUGAGACAGUGAAGAAACUAUGUACAUCUGUAAAACAUAAUUACAGAAGGCGUAUGUAUUUUAAAAACAACUAAUGUUUCAUGAUACAUGGUUCAAAUUGUGAUUGUGGUGUACCACGUGACAUGGACAAAUGGCAUCAAGUGAGGAUAUUUUGUACUCGUGUACUUGUCUGUAUUUUGAACUGAUCUGACAAAUCAAACAGAUGAUUAAUCCUUUCUGUCUCUCAUACGCUAGACCUCACACACUGCACAUUUUCAAAGCCUAAAAAACUCAAGAGACACAAGUGAAUCAGUCAUUACCACUUGCCCUCUGUCAGGCUGUGGAGACAUUCCUGAAAGGUAUAUGCCUUCAAACGUUCUAUAUUUUAACAUAGUUCAACUGGAAUUCCAAAGCCAAGCUACACAGAUUUUAAGAAUUACACAUGGCUUGAUUCAGUGCCGUCUGGUAAAUAACUAUAAUAACAAUACAUUUCGCUCCUAUGUCUGUACUGUCAAUGACAUUUGUGUCCAGUGGAGUUCUUUCAGUGGCAGAAAAAACACACAAAAAAAACAGGACUUCUGCUGACAGGGUGUUUUGUUAGUAUGAUUUUGGUUUGUAUGUUUUCAGUUUUUAUAUUAACUGUACAGUUACAACUUUGGGUGAAAAAUGAAACAAAAAAUAAUAUUUCUGUAUAUGUUGUACCUGUUCCUGCUGGUACUGUAUUAUCUCGUAUUCUGGCUCUGUCUAAAACACUGGAACUAUGUUGUUCUUCACACUGUAGUUUGCUGGAAAAGCAUUUAUUCGGUUUUCUCAAUGAUGGCAGCCAAGUUUGUCUUAUUUAAAUGGAAUUGUACCACAUUUUGUUCUUAUUGAUAUAUCCUAGUGUAACGAAAAAUACUUGACAAAAAAAGGUCUGAUAAUCUGUUGAUGCAAAGACAAACUGAAA